Molecule: messenger RNA, 2236 nt
Organism: Cyprinodon variegatus (sheepshead minnow)
Lineage: Eukaryota; Metazoa; Chordata; Actinopteri; Cyprinodontiformes; Cyprinodontidae
Gene: ndfip2
Product: NEDD4 family-interacting protein 2-like
Exons: 8
Coding region: 178-921 (247 amino acids)
Biological process (GO): metal ion transport; vacuolar transport; ubiquitin-dependent protein catabolic process
Cellular component (GO): perinuclear region of cytoplasm; Golgi apparatus; endoplasmic reticulum
Molecular function (GO): WW domain binding
Source: RefSeq, a predicted model, not a curated record
CUGCUGUUUUUCGAGCGAGUGCGUCGAGAUUGCAGCCAUUACUCAGUGCUGCCAGUGCUUCACGCACCUCUACCGCUUUAAGUCUCUCUCCGUGACAGAAACCGCCUGAAUAAAGGCAGGCUAAAUUAUCCUCUCUGUUUACUGGGCUGGCCUCCUCGCCAGCCGAACCACACCGACAUGGACCCAGCAAGCCGUUACCAAGUGUUGCACAACGAAGAAGAUUCUUCAGAGGCUUCCCCCACUGAGCCACAGCCCUGCACCUCAGCGUCAGCCAGAGCUGACGCAUCUGGACAGGACCAGAGGGAGAGCCAGGCCAGCGCGGCUCCAGCUCCUGCAGCAGCGGAAGCAGAGGCGCCGCCGCCUCCAUACGCCUCCAUCGAGCUGGGGGCGACUGCCGCAGCACCUGAGACCAGUUUCCAAGGCGACUUCCCAGUUCCUCCACCCUACAGUGUCGCCACGUCACUACCAACCUAUGACGAAGCAGAGAAGGCAAAAGCAGCCGCCCUGGCUGCCUCUGCUGUAGAGGUUUUGCCCCGGGAUGAUGACUUCCCUCCCAGGGACGACUUCAGCGACGCCGAUCAGCUUCGAGUCGGAAACGACGGAAUCUUCAUGUUGGCCUUUUUCAUGGCCUUCCUGUUCAACUGGAUCGGCUUCUGUUUGUCCUUCUGUCUGACCAACACCAUCGCAGGGCGUUACGGAGCCAUCUGCGGCUUCGGCCUCUCUCUCAUUAAGUGGAUCCUCAUCGUCAGGUUUUCAGACUACUUCACUGGCUACUUUAAUGGCCAAUACUGGCUGUGGUGGAUCUUCCUGUUGCUGGGCCUCCUGCUCUUCUUCAGAGGUUUUGUGAACUACCUGAAAGUGCGCAACAUGUCAGAAAACAUGGCCACGUCACACAGAACGCGUCUCUUCUUCCUCUAUUGAAAGUUUCCAUGCCGACGGCAUUCCUUUUUCCUGUGCAGUUCCUUCCCUCGCAUGACUCGACCCCCGGUGCCCGACAGCGAGGAGAGGAAGCAGGGAAGGAAGGAAGGAAAGAAGUAAAGAGAAGGUGUUGGCAUAUUAAUCCAGGAGUCUAUUUCAAUUUUAAUUUGCUCUGAGGAAGAAAAUUAAAUCCCAGAAGAUUUUCCUCCAUUCCACCUCUACUUGCGUCGGGCUAAUGUGUUUCUUAAAGCACAACAUAAAAAAAACAAACCUCUCUUUAAAAAGAAAAAGAAAAAAAAAAACAUGAAGGAAUCUAUUAAACUAAAUGUAAUCUGUAUUUUUCCAGUUUGCAAAUUCAGUGUUAAGAGUUAAAAAGAAAAAAAACAAGCGAAGGAAAGAAUCCUUUCUCCUUGACAAACAGUUGAAAGUUGUGAUCUAGUCUUACAUUAACUGUGAUGUAGCAUUUGUUUUUACAGGAAAGGUAAGAUGUGAAGCCCUGAACGCACCAUCUGUGUUUUCCUGGUCGCCUUCCUGCUGCUUCCAAACCUUUAAGAUCUGAGACUCCCUGUUCACUUUAAAGUAGAAUCAGCCCCUAAAGGUUUAGACUGGAAGGACUUUUAACCCUUUUAACAGCAAUACGCCAGCUGUCCCUCCAAAAAUCCGCUUACAAAUGACCGAAUCAACGAUUUCUCUUGGAUGCAACAGUGUUCUAAGCUGCAUAAGGUCUCAUCAGGUCUGGUGUAGUGGAUGAUGAUGAAGUGUGUUCACAUGCAGUGCUUUUGCUUAUUUUGUUUUGACACUCUUUAGAGUGUAAGAGUCUUAUGCAAUUUAGCUGUAAUGAAUUUCUCUUAUUGUGGCUGUAAGGUGGUGUGUUAUCGAUGUAGGUGAUUAGUUAACCCAUCUCUGAACGAGGUCCAGACCGUUAAAGGACAACAACUUGUUCCGCAUGACAUGGCCGGAUCUCUUUCGUCAGGAUUUAGCGUUUUUAAGAUUCGGGUUUUUGGGUGCUUCUUUCCUCUUUGACUGGAAAGCCCGGAGACGCGGUUUCAUCUCCGGUUAUUUGAAAAAAAAAUAAAAAAAACAUCAGCAGUGAUGUUGGCGUGACGGCGAUGAAGUCUGGGGGAGGAGAGGGUGGAUCCGGUCAUGUGACUGAAGCCUGAGAAGAUAUAACGGAGGAUAACAUUUUGAUUACUUUUUUUUUUCGUCAUUAAAGAAAUAUGUAUAUACAAGCUUAUGCCAAUUUAUAAUAUUUGCACUUUGAAGUUCUUAUGUACAAGAUUUGUGAAUCUGUUAAACUUGAUGUGGAGGUAAAAAAAAA